AUGUCAUGGGAAGCAGUGUCUAAAAAGGCCCAGGCUGAUUUACUGAACUCUCUUCCUAGCAAAUGGAGGAUUGACACCAAGGUCUUUUCGUCAGUGACUGAUGUCACUCAAGUACCCAAGACAUGCGGCAUCUUGACACAGCGCCAACUUCAAAUUACUGAGCUCACUGCGACGGAAUUGGGAAGACGAAUCAGGUCUCGCCAGCUCAAAGCAGUAGAAGUUUUGGAGGCGUUUGCUGCGCGCGCUGCUAUUGCCCACCAAUUAGUUAACUGUCUCACAGCAUGGCAUCUUGAGGAAGGGCUACAGCAGGCCCAACACCUGGAUGACAUCCUGGACGGAGGAGGGAAACCUCUGGGUGAUUUACAUGGUGUUCCUGUAGCACUGAAAGAUACUUACAGCGUGAAAGGCCAACGAACUACUCGGGGCUACGUUAAGAAUCAUGAUGCUCCGGUCGAAGAUCAUGAUUCUGCCGUCGUGGCCACACUUCGUGCAGCAGGCGCCGUCUUCUUUUGCAGAACCACCAUGCCUCAGACGGGCAUGGCUCUGGAAACAACAAGCAAUCUGUGGGGUCGAACGCUGAAUCCAUUCAAUACCAAACUUGUUGCCGGAGGGAGCUCUGGUGGAGAUGGUGCUCUAGUCGCUCUGAAGGGAUGUCCAAUUGCGCCAUCAUCGGAUAUCGGUGGUUCGAUUCGUAUUCCCGCGGCUUUCAAUGGACUUUAUGCCAUUCGGCCCACUUCGCUUCGAGUGCCGAAGGCUGGCUGGGGAGGCACAAAGACAGGCCAGAUCUCUAUCCGAGAUUCAGCGGGUCCUGUUUGUCACUCCGUUCAAGACGUCCGGAUGUUUACAAAAAUCCUUAUUGGGGAUUCAUCCAAUCGAUAUGAUGUGUCUGCUGUUCCCAUUCCCUGGAGGGACUUGACACGGCCUAAAGACAAGCUGACCAUUGGCAUAAUGAAAUGGGAUGGGGUGGUCAUGCCUCAGCCACCUGUUCUCAGAGCUAUCGAGCACACCAAACAGGUACUUGUCCGACACGGAUUUGAAGUCAUCGAAUUCAAGCCCCCAUUCGAUUGCUGGGAGCUUGCGAAAUGCACGUUUAAUAUAUACUUCCAGGAGGCGUGCGAAGAGACCCUUGCAAAUCUCAAACCCAGCGGAGAACCGCUCAUUCCGGCUUUCGCAGAUCUGAUGAAGGUCUACAAGGCAGACCAUCUUACCGCUCUGCAACUUUGUCACCUUAACUUGAAGAUCAGAGAGUUCAAAGAUGAGUUUGCAGACGCUUGGAAGCGAACAAGCGAAAUUACCACCUCUGGUCGUCAUAUGGACGCCAUGAUUUGUCCUGUUUCCCCUUCAGCUGGCGCACCGCAUGACUUCAAUGCAUACUGGGGGUACACAUCGAUGUUUAACCUGCUCGACUAUCCAUCGACAGUUUUACCCGUUACGAACUUCAGGAUUGAUGCUGGGAUUGACAAGGUCGACUCCUUGUACGAGCCUGUGAUGUCGAAUCCGUACGACAAAGCGUAUCAAUCUAUGUACGACCCGGAGGUGUUCCUCAAGCAGCCGUCCGCCGUACAAAUAGUUGGCCGCCCGUUUGACGACGAAGAGCUUAUUGAAGUCACAGCUGAGAUUGAUGCCAUAUUGAAUGCGACCGGGGGAGUUCAAUCAAAGCUUUGA
Messenger RNA from Aspergillus versicolor CBS 583.65, 1665 nucleotides. RefSeq lists its product as uncharacterized. Bases 1 to 1665 code for a protein of 554 amino acids. NCBI's taxonomy places the organism in Eukaryota, Fungi, Ascomycota, Eurotiomycetes, Eurotiales, Aspergillaceae. The record is from RefSeq and is a predicted model, not a curated record. The transcript has 7 exons.